AUGACCAAGCACGCUGACUGUAUUCGGCCGUUUUUGUUUUCAGUUCGCCUGCUCCUAUGGAUCUGUGCAGUAAUUACUUUGGGCCUUAGCGCCUGGGUGGUCGAUCACCUGAAGGGCUAUCGGGCCAUCUUCACCCUAGUCAUUGCGGUCCUCACCACGGCAUUUUAUAUUCCCUCCCUGUUCACGGCAUGCAUGAAUCGCAACCGUGGUUAUAUGAUUCCGCUAGACAUAGUCUUCUAUGCACUAUGGUUAUCGGCAUUCAUUUUUGUUGCCCAAACCGAUGACUUCCUUGAUGACGCCGGGUGUACUUACUGGAUUUGGGACCUAAGCACCAGUUGCAGGCGGAGGAAUGCCAUCCAAGCGUUUACCUUUCUGUCUUUCUUCUGGACGUUCUGUGGCCUAUGUUUGGAAACCCUUAAUAUUUAUUUCGACGGCCGGCAUCCUACGGGUCAUACUAUUAACCACCCGGAGAAACCCAGUUCUUUCGGUCGUGGCGCGAAUAACGGAACUACUACAGCCCCCGCCGAGACUGUGCCAGGAUUGAAUGGUGAACACACCCAAGUUUGA
Penicillium cataractarum is the source of this 567-nucleotide messenger RNA. RefSeq names its product MARVEL domain-containing protein. The coding region runs from base 1 to 567 and encodes 188 amino acids. The transcript is spliced from 4 exons. NCBI's taxonomy places the organism in Eukaryota, Fungi, Ascomycota, Eurotiomycetes, Eurotiales, Aspergillaceae. The record is from RefSeq and is a predicted model, not a curated record. Gene Ontology annotation, cellular component: membrane.